CAUAUAUCUACCAUGCCUGUGAAAGCCAUAGCCAAGACGUCGAUUGCCCGCAAUGGUAUUGGUGCAUUUGUUCUUCCCUGCCACAAGAUUUCUGUACAAUACUGUAACUGGGGAGGUUCCUCUUCUGGCUUGAGACAACUCUUGAAGUCAGGAAAGAUGGAUUCGAUAGCGUCCCAGAAGUCUGGCGUCGUUUUUGAUGUAGUAAAGAGAGUCGGACAUCCAAAGUUGAUCUUCCACUACAAUAACAGCCAGAAGCAAGAAGUUGAUAUUGCUAAUUUGGAAGCUAGUCAGAUUGUAGAAAAGUUGAAUGAGUACAGCCAGAGAUCAGGUGCUCCAUUGUUCAAGUUCAACCACAAGGUUUUGUCUAACAACGACUCGGUCAGAGGUAUCUGGUCGCCUAUGCAUGCUCCUAAGAGCCACAGACACAAGAUCUAAAAGAAUAAAGAGAAGAUAUGACGAACGCAGAAGUGAGAAAUGAUCAAUGAAAUAACUUCAAGAAUUCUACGAAAAUUUGAACUUGAAGAAAUCAUUAGAAUUGAAAAGAGAGAGAAAAUCAGAAGAAGGAAGAUCGUCAGAAAAUGACGAAAAGAGGGAUUACGAGUUCUAUACUCGUAAUGACUUCCUUGAGGAUGUGAAUCUCUCAUUACAAAAGAGGUACCAGAGUGCCAAUUUGCAUGUACAAUAUAUAUAUAAAGACAUGGAUCAAGUUGGUCCAUGCGAUUCUUCGUUGUAAAUAGACUAUUGAAGAUACGAAUAGCAG
Molecule: messenger RNA, 760 nt
Organism: Scheffersomyces stipitis CBS 6054
Lineage: Eukaryota; Fungi; Ascomycota; Pichiomycetes; Serinales; Debaryomycetaceae
Product: mitochondrial 54S ribosomal protein mL43
Exons: 1
Coding region: 13-435 (140 amino acids)
Biological process (GO): mitochondrial translation
Cellular component (GO): mitochondrial large ribosomal subunit
Molecular function (GO): structural constituent of ribosome
Source: RefSeq, a predicted model, not a curated record